Messenger RNA from Colletotrichum chrysophilum, 357 nucleotides. RefSeq lists its product as uncharacterized. Bases 1 to 357 code for a protein of 118 amino acids. The record is from RefSeq and is a predicted model, not a curated record. The transcript has 3 exons. NCBI's taxonomy places the organism in Eukaryota, Fungi, Ascomycota, Sordariomycetes, Glomerellales, Glomerellaceae.
AUGCGUGCUGGCGCCCGCAUCCGGCAGGCCGAUCUUGAUCAUCUGCGGGAGCUGGCUGAGGGUUUCUCUGGCAGGCAAGGCUACGUGUCGCCCAUUGCUGAGGAUGGCUUCCGUCAUGUUGGAAAGGCCCAGUUCCUCGCCGCGCUGGAUCACUAUGAGGCGGGCACCCCGCGUGACUUUGGCGAGCCCAGCUGCUUCCAGUGCGGAAAGAUCAAGGCGGACAUCGGACAAGCGCCCAAGAAAUGCGGCAAGUGUGGCAGAGCCUGGUUCUGCAACGUCGAGUGCCAGAAGGCCGCUUGGAAAACCCACAAGCCCGUCUGCAAGACCCUUGAGCAGUGUCGAUUUGUCAAUGUUUAA